GAAUGACUAGUGUUAUCCGUGAGAUAGAUCUAGUUCAACUUGCAAUAUUGCUAUGUUAAACUUUCACCCAAGUUUGAACUUGGGACCUCACUGUGUCAUGUGAGUUUAUGCAUCGUGAUCUCGUUUCAGAAGUUUUGAAUGUAGCCAAUGAUGAUGAGAUAAUAUGGAAAAUUCUCUGUCUGUGAGUUCGAGUUUAACGAUCGGAGAAACACUGUGUGCGGUGUUCUUUCCACUAAUCGGAAUAGCUGAAGCUUUGAUUUAUACCUUAACCAGUUGCUUCGAUUGCCGUAAUCAAGAUCAGAAAAAGAAUAAGAACAAGUUUUCUACCUUUGAAGAUAUUCUCGCACUCGCUAACGAUUCUCCGUUUAAUGUGAAUGAAAUAGAGGCAUUGCAUGAACUGUACAAGAAGUUGAGUUGUUCGAUCAUUGACGAUGGUCUCAUCCAUAAAGAAGAGCUUACAUUGGCACUAUUGAAGACCACAGUUGGCAAGAAUCUUUUCCUUGAUAGGGUCUUUGAUCUCUUUGAUGAAAAAAAGAAUGGUGUUAUAGAAUUCGAGGAGUUUGUGCAUGCUCUCAGUGUCUUUCAUCCUGAUACUCCUUUGGAAAAGAAAAUUGAUUUUGCUUUUAGAUUGUAUGACUUGAGGCAGACUGGAUACAUUGAACGAGAAGAAGUGAGUAUCCUGGCAUGUCCAGGUCACAAAGGUGUUAUUGGCUCCAAUGUAUUUUUGUUUGCCCAUAUACUUUUAUGUUUACCGAUGUUUGAAACUAUUUUGUUAUCCGACAACUUUUUUCAGGUUCGACAAAUGGUGGUCGCCAUUUUGUCAGAAUGUGGCCUGAACUUGGGAAAUGAAAUCCUUGAAACCAUUAUUGAUAAGACAUUUCAAGAUGUUGAUGCUGACAAGGAUGGUAAGAUCAGUAAAGAAGAGUGGAGAGAAUUUGUCGUUCGGAACCCUUCAAUCUUGAACCACCUGACUCUUCCUAAUCUGAAGGACGUAACCACAGUAUUUACCAGUUUCAUAUUCAACACCGGAGUUGAAGAUUCCCACUGGUAACUCAAGGGCUAGGCAAAAAUCUGACAACAACAUGUUAUAUUUUGAUGCAUCUGUUGUUGCUGUCCCGAGACUUAGAUUAUGGUGAUUCCACUCUCUCAUAGUUUCAAGUUCAACCGGUGAAUUUUUUUGAAAGUGUACAAAUCCACUCACCCUUGAUUGAGUAGUGGGGCAUUCUAAAAUCUGAUCUAAACAGAGUGAUCCGUUUAAAUCGGAUCAAAUUGUGGUUCGUUGUAUUCCUUAGUUUGGCGUGGUGUACAGCAUUUGAUGUACAGUUUAGAAAACAAUUUGAAUGAUUGAAAUGUGAUUUAUUUAGUAUUGAAACAAAAUUUUGUAUUGUACUGUGUUUAACUGAAUUAUAGAGACUCCAGGUAGAUACAUUGGCAGAGGAGAAUGGAAUUUAUAACAAAGACCAA
Messenger RNA from Trifolium pratense (red clover), 1464 nucleotides. RefSeq names its product calcineurin B-like protein 10. Gene Ontology annotation, biological process: calcium-mediated signaling. Bases 164 to 1051 code for a protein of 295 amino acids. Lineage: Eukaryota; Viridiplantae; Streptophyta; Magnoliopsida; Fabales; Fabaceae. The transcript is spliced from 8 exons. Gene Ontology annotation, molecular function: kinase binding; calcium ion binding. The record is from RefSeq and is a predicted model, not a curated record.